AUGUCCGACAAUGAAGAUAACUCUGUCCUCUGGGGCUCGCCCCAAGAGACUGGCUCGGCCUUCGACUUCAGAAGCAUGCUCUUCGCCAUCACUCGAACGACACUUCAUGACGACGUCUAUAGCGAGGACCUGACGACGAAAAACUUUGAGCAGGAGAUGGCAAAGAUAUGCGGACACGAGAGCGCAGCAUUCGUGCUCUCAGGCACCAUGGCAAACCAACUUGCACUUCGCUCUCUGCUGCACCAACCACCUCAUGCCAUCAUCGCCGAUGCCAGCGCCCACAUCAUCCACUGGGAAGCUGGUGGUAUUGCACACCUAUCGGGCGCCUUGAUCCAAGCGAUUCGCCCCAUGAACGGCCUCUACCUCACCCUUGAGGACGUCAGAAAGCACGCGGUCUUGACAGAUGACGUGCAUAAAUGCCCCACGAGGGUCAUUAGCUUGGAAAACACUUGCUCCGGCGUGGUAGUUCCGCUUACAGAAUUACAGAGAAUUAAGGAGUGGACAUCGGCAAAUGAUAUUGCGGUUCAUAUAGACGGUGCUCGCCUGUGGGAAGCAGUCUCAGCUGGGGCGGGUACCUUGGACGAUUUCGCGAGGUGCUGUGACGUUCUGACUCUGGAUUUCAGCAAGAAUCUGGGUGCACCAAUGGGUGCCAUGGUGCUUGGGUCGUCUGAGUUGAUUCAGAGACUUCGCCGUAUCCGAAAGAGUAUUGGCGGCGGCAUGAGGCAAGCUGGUGUCCUUGUUGCUGCCGCCCGGCAGGCUGUUCACGAGAACUUUGGGCUUGGGAACCGGGACCGUAGGGGUGUGCUGAAGCGCAGCCAUAUUAUGGCACAGAGAAUUGACGAGCGGGCCAUGAAGCGUUUGGGGGCUGUGAUGGAUAUAGCACUUGGCCAUGUCAGAAAAGCUCUUUUGGGGGAAACCGAAGUGAAAGCUCGAUUGAUGAUGCACCCGUCGCGACAGGCCUACGUCGAGGAGGCGAUGGAGGAGGACAGAGGAAUCGCGCUCGAGGAUAUUCCUACUGACCAUGACUACGAGAUCCCCUCGGCGGCAUCCGGCGUGGCGCCUGAGAAAGCGUCUGCCGUUCUGGCGCAGAUGGAGAGAAAGAAACUGGCAGCCAGCAUUGCUGUGCCCACCGACGACAAUCGAGUGCGCGCAAAACUCAGAGAGCUAGGCGAGCCUAUAACACUGUUUGGAGAGGGAAAGCCCGAACGUAGAGAUCGUCUAAGGAACCUUCUUGCUAUCCAGCAGGAGAUGGCUGGCCUUGAGAGUGGGGACAUUGAGAUGGAAGACGCGGCAGACGAAGACGCGGACGAGCAAGACGAAGAGUUCUACACGCCAGGAGGUCAGGCAUUGUUACAAGCGCGCAUCAACAUUGCGAAAUUCUCCCUUCCCCGAGCGAAACGUCGAGUCCAGUUCCAGAAAGCAGAGUCGACUAUCCCACUGCGCACCCACGUCAAGUUUCGAAAACAGAUCAGGGAGAGACUGGAGGCCUUUGAGCUCCAGGGCAGUCAAACAGCCGGCGACAGGCAUGUCAGCAUGACGAGGUUAUCGCCAAAUGGGGAGAUUGUCGCAGUGGGCAACUGGGGAGGCGGGCUAAAGCUCAUUGAGGUGCCCAGUUUGGAGGAGAAGAUGAAUCUGCGAGGACACACCAACAAGAUCAGUGGCCUAUCGUGGUAUCCAGGCUCGACUUUGCCUGAUUCCAACGUUUCUCCUGACACCGUCAACCUCGCCUCUGGAGGAGCUGAAGGUGUGGUUCACCUAUGGUCGUUAAAACAGGACACCCCCCUUUCAACACUCACCGGACACAGCGCCCGCGUGUCUCGCGUAGAGUUCCAUCCUUCUGGACGGUAUGUGGCUUCUGCUUCCGAUGACACUACAUGGAGACUUUGGGACGUGGAGACGACUGCCGAACUAUUGCUUCAGGAAGGUCACUCCAGGGGUGUAUAUGCCGUCAGCUUCAAUGCGGAUGGCUCCCUUCUUGCUAGUGCUGGCCUCGACAGUAUCGGCCGUAUCUGGGAUUUGCGAUCGGGUCGGACCGUCAUGAUCUUGGAUGAGCACAUCCAGCCGAUUUACGCGCUUGACUGGGGUUCAGAUGGACACCGUGUUCUGUCAGGAUCGGCAGACGGCUGGGUCAAGUGUUGGGAUGUCCGAAAGGUGCAGAGGACAGCAAAUCUAGGAGCGCAUGCAAAGGCCGUGUCCGAUAUCAGGUGGUUUCGGGGAACGGACGAUCCGAUCGACGGCAACCCUCCUGGUGUUGAUGAGAAGGGUGCGCAGCAACCCAAAAAGGCCGGUACCUUUUUCGUAUCUGGAGGAUUUGACGCCAAGAUCAAGAUAUUCUCAGCGGAUAACUGGGGCGUUAUUCAGACACUGAGUGGACAUGCCGGUCCGGUUGCAAGUGUAGACAUUACUCUCUGGGUCGCCGGUGUCUUCUUCCACCGAUUUUAUAUGCGAUACAGCAUGGUUGAAGAGAAGGGUGGCAUCCACCAUUAUAACAUCGCAGCUACAGCCCUGUUUCUUGCGAAUAAGACAGAGGAAAAUUGCCGCAAGACAAAAGAAAUAAUCAUCACCGUCGCCAAGGUUGCGCAAAAGAACCCGAAACUGAUGAUUGACGAGAUGAGCAAAGAAUACUGGAGGUGGAGAGACAGCAUUCUGGCUUAUGAGGAGCUGAUGCUAGAGCUUCUCACAUUCGAUCUUAUGGUAGAUAACCCCUACCAGCGUCUGUUCGAGUUGCUGGGCCGGCUCGACAUUGUCCACAAUAAGCACCUUCGACAGUCAGCUUGGGCAUUCUGUAACGACGCCUGCCUGACCUCUAUCCCUUUGUUGCUUGAGGCUCGCGAUGUUGCAAUUUGCGCGAUUUUCUUCGCUAGCGUACACACUCAACAAAAGAUAGAAGACGUCAAUGGCGAGCCAUGGUGGAAAGCCUUGAAGGGCAACGAGGAAAAAUGUGCUCGAGCAAUCGACAUUGUACGACAGUUCUACACGGAGAACCCACUGCGCAAACAAAACCCGUCCUUACCAUCACCAGCGUUUGACUUGGAGAAUACCAGACAACCCAGGGACCCGAUGAGCUUAGAUGCUCUCUCCUCGACUGCAGGUACGCCGUUUGAGCUCGAUAGGGGAACACAAAGUCCCAGAGCUCGCGUCAACGGCCGUGAUGACGUCACAAAUACUGAGUCUGGAUCACAAGCCACCCUGAAGGAGCCAGAAAGAGCGAAUGGCAACGGAGUUCCGUCUCCUGGUAAGCGAAAGGAGGUCGACUCAGACACCGAAAGUCGAGAUCAGAAGCGCGCGAGACUCUCUGACGAGGACGAGGGAGAGGUUCUGGACUAA
Messenger RNA from Colletotrichum truncatum, 3327 nucleotides. The record is from RefSeq and is a predicted model, not a curated record. NCBI's taxonomy places the organism in Eukaryota, Fungi, Ascomycota, Sordariomycetes, Glomerellales, Glomerellaceae.